This is a messenger RNA of Anolis sagrei ordinatus, 6055 nucleotides long. Lineage: Eukaryota; Metazoa; Chordata; Lepidosauria; Squamata; Anolidae. The record is from RefSeq and is a predicted model, not a curated record.
GCAGCAGCGGCAGCAGCGAAGCGGAGAAGGGGCGCGAGGAGCCCCGGCUCGCGGCCAUGACGGACAUUCUCUGUGAUUGGCUGAACCGGGAAGUGAGGCUCUCGCGCACAGUGGAUAAGGAGUCUUUCUCCAGAGAAUUUUCUUCUGGUUAUCUCAUUGGAGAACUUCUGCACAAGUUUGAACUUCAAGAUGACUUUGAUCAAUUUUCACAAAGCAGGGUUGCUAGUGCAAAGCUUAACAAUUUUUCUCGGAUGGAGCCCACCCUUCAACUUUUGAAAGUGCAAUUUGACCAAAAUAUAGCCCGAAACAUCAUGACAGAGCAGCAUGGAGCUGCCACAAAACUCAUAUACCAGUUGUACGUAGCUCUGGAGAAGAAGAAGAAAGCAGGGCUCACUGGGGUUGCCAUGGAUGCAAUGAGACCCUCAGCACACGCAAAGCUCAGAAGUGUAGGAACAGAGAUGUAUCGAGAGCGCCUUAAAAGCCUGGUACCACGGCAGACAGAACUGGUACUUCUGCAGAUUUCAGACAGCUUUCACAAAAAAGCCAAGGACCUGGAAAGUAAAAUAUAUUCUAUGCAAUUGGCAAAGCAAGAACAAGCAAAGAAAAUCCAGGGGAGAAAAGUGGAAGACAUGGAAAAGAAAAUUUUAGAAAAACAAAAGCAAAAUGAAAUAAUGGCUAAGAUACAAGCAGCCAUUGUCCAGAUUCCAAAACCAAUGCCGCAACAUACUGUCAAGGCGAUCGAAGAACAAAAGAUGAUGAGGAAGAAGAAGGAAGCCGAGAACACAUAUACAGAAAUCAUGAAAUUUGAGAAGCAGAUGAGGAAAGAGACCAUCAUUCCCACUAAGCUCACUGAAAGCAUGAUACAGGGCCCUGCUCUUGCAACCCCACCAAUCACUGAGCUAUUGAGCACCUACUCUGAUGAUGAAUAUAUCCGGAAAAUUCAGAAACGUCUAGAGGAAGACACGUUUGCUCGUGAACAGCGGGAGAAAAGACGCCGGAAGAUGUUAAGAGAACAACUAAUCGCUCAUGAAGCACAAGAAGAGGCAUAUAGAGAGGAGCAGCUCAUCAACCGGCUGAUGAGGCAGUCACAGCAGGAGCGAAGAAUUGCUGUGCAGCUGUUGCAUGUGAGGCAUGAGAAAGAAGUGAUGUGGCAGAACAGAAUUUUCAGAGAAAAACAGUUUGAAGAAAGGCGGCUGAAAGAAUUCCAAGAAGCUCUUGACAGAGAAGCGGCUCUUGCAAAACAAGAAAAAAUUGAACUUGAGGAACAGGCUCAUAAGGAAAAACAACUGCAUGCCAAACUUGCUGCUCAGAGAGCUGAGGAACGCUAUAAGAAGCAUUAUGCAAUCUGUUGGGAGGUAGUUGAGCAAAUCAUAGACUUGGUGACCAAAAUAGGAGAGUAUCGGACACUGACAAACAACCUAAUUCCAAUAAAAAUAAUGCGUGACUGGAAGGAGCUAUUUCUAAAAGGGAAACCAAUUUAUGAGCAGGCUGAACUUGAUCCUUUGCCAACUCAUCCAACUCCAGAUCAAAUAGUAGAAUUGGAAAAAAUGAUUAUACUAGAUGAAAAAGAUUAUGAUGAAUACAAGAUUAUGAUUGAAGAAUGGUAUCCACCUGAAGAAAUCAGAGCAAAUAAGCCUCCGCUCAGUAAUAUAAUACUAGGUCAUGUGGUUCAUAGAUUGAUGGGACUCUUCUAUCCUCCAGAGCCUGAGCCACCUCCACCUGUAUCUUCUCCAUUUCCAAUCAAGGGAUGUAUUUUGGGAAAGCUCUUCAGUGGCAAAACCACAUGUUUAAAGUUCUUGGAAGAAGUUUGCAACAUCCAUGUAUUAUCUAUUGAUACACUAAUCGCAGAGGCUAUCAAAGCUUAUCACGAGAAGGAAACGGCAAGUGAAACAAGUCUGCUUCAAGUCUCUAAACUGGAUGUCAUUUCCAUGGAUCAAAUUGCUGUCCUGAAGGAAGCUUCUAGGGCUUCAGUGAUAGCAUUGAAAGCUUACUGUGACAUAACAGAUCUGAACCUCCACUUGCCUCCUACAGAUGAAAUAAAAGACUUUGAGAAAAAAGCAGGCUCUGUUCAGCUGAGUGACCAAGAGGAGAUGAGUGACCAAGAGGAUGAAUUAACUAAACUCUCUAUUCGUGCUCAGCUUGGUGGAGGAGCAGAAGCAUUGUUAAAGAAAGGAAAAAGUAUUCCAGAUGAAUUACUAGUUGGCAUCAUGGUGGAAGCUAUUAGUCGAUUGCCACCAGAAAAGGGUUGGAUCUUGGAUGGAUUCCCAAUGACCCUGAAUCAAGCUAAACUGCUUGAAAAGGCAUUGAAUGGAAGAGAUCCAGACCAGGAAGAAGGAAAUGCUAAAGUCAUGAAGAAGCACAGCUUGGUUAUUGAUCCAGCAGCUCCAAAAGAACCAGUUGUGCACCCACCUGGUCUUGACUUUGCCAUUUUGUUAGAUGUUUCAGACUCCAUUGUGCUGGACCGCAUAGCGUUUGGAAGGUCAAGGGACUCCUAUCAAAAUGAACAAGAAAGAGGUGAUCAAGUGUCGGAUGCGGAACUCCAGAGAAGAGAAAAAGCAGAUUCAGUAAGAGGCCAGAUGCAACACAGAAUUGUAAGAUUCUUGGAAACAUGGCCAGAACUAAAAACCUGGUAUGCCGAUCAGCAAAAUAUACUAAUAAAAGUCAACGCAGAGAUGGAAGAGGAUCUUAUGUGUCAAAGGGUGAAACAAAUAAUAAUGGAACAGCUCGUUAAAAUCGAAAAUGAACGAAAAGAAAAAGAAAAGAGAGAAAUUGAAAAACUACAAGAGGUGAUCCCUCCCAUACCUCAAGAAGAGGCUCGGGCCAUUAGCCCAGAGAAGUUGGAGGAAGUGUCUCCCACUCCCACUGUAGAAGUUCAGCCACCACCACCCUCUCCUCCAGCAGAUGCCAAAGUAACUAAAGAAUCCCCUACAGAAUCCCCUGUUAAAGGUAAAAAAAGAAAGAAACGUGAUUCGUCCAAAGGAAAAGAAUCAGGAAGUAAACCAGGCACUCCACGAGGAAAAGGACAAAAAUCUGUGUCACCUUCCCCUGAAGAUGUGUUGCCUCCUGCUCCUAUAGAACCUCCUCCAAUUAAACCAGGAUCAGAUGAAUGGGUUUAUAUUGAUGAGCCACUACCCCAAGUAUGGCAAUUCAAAAUCCAGCAGAGCAUUACGGCUAGCUAUGAUCCAAGAGUCGAGAUCAUAGCACGCCGGGAAAUUAUAAAGUUGAAUUUUGGUGGACCUAAUGUGUCUUUUAAAAAAACUCAACAGGAAGUGCCUGAAUUUUUAGUUCCUUAUUGGGAAACUGUGGAGAAGACAUAUGUGAAUAACAUCAAAGCAACACUUAGGUGCCUGAGAGCUGAACAGCAUGUUAUAAUUUAUUACCUUUCAGACAUAAGAAAUCAUUUCAAGGAAUACUUGAAACGCCCUGACCACAAGCAAGAGUUUGUGACUCAGUGGCAAGCGGAUUAUAAUUCAGUGGCUGAUGAUUUAUGGGAUGAUGAUGAAACAAAAGAAGAACUACACCAAAGAGUCACUGAUUUACGGGACCGUCUGUGGGAUAUCUGUGAAAAUAGAAGGGAUGAAGCUGAGCAAGAGCGUUGUGCUAUCAUGAAUGAUGGCUGGUUGCCUGACCGAAUGGGGCUUUUGAUGAAUCACAUUUUUUCACUUAUGCAGAAUGAACUGGAUCGCUUCCAGGAUACCAAGAGACUUUUACACGACUAUUACAGAGGAAUGGAAGGCAAAAUUCCAACAGACAGUAGCACCGAGUUUAUCAGGAUACCUUUGAUAGAACUAGUUGAAAAAGAACAACUCCUGGAAGAGGGCAAGACCUACAGAAUCCCUACAAUUGCUCACAGAUCUCCUUCUCCAGAAGUGAACAGGGAAAGAAUGAGAGCUAUUCCUGUGAAACUCAAGGAAGAUCUGUUUUCUGAAAGUGCCAUAUUUAAUGUUGUUCCAGAUGAGAAACUAAUCAUGGAGACAUGGCACAAUGUUGUAACAGCAAUUACUAACAUGGUUACUUCAGAGAUACAGUCUUUUGAAGCUGAGGAAGAAAAAGAACGCCUUCAGCAAGAAAUGAAGGAAAAAGAGCGUUUAAAAUCUUCCCAAGCCAUUGCUGGCAAAGGUGGAAAAGAAGGGAAAGGAAAAGGGAAAGGUGGAAAAGGAGGCAAGGAAGGGAAAGGUGGAAAGGAAGGGAAAGGUGGAAAAGAAGUCAAAGGAAAGGAAUCCAAAGAUACCAAGAAAGGGAAGAAGAAAAGUAAACAAGGUGCUUCUCCUCCAGUGCCAGAAGCAACACCAAUUCCUUUAUCCCCAGAAGAAUUAAAGAAGUUAGAACUGAAGCAUAAAAUGAAACAGGAAUACUUUGCUGCACUAGAUCAUGAAGUGGAGGCUGCAAAAUCUCGACUUGAGCUGUUAAAGGUUAAAGCGCUAGCCUUCAUGGAUGAUCUGCAUUCAAAAGCAGAAGUUACAUACAGGAAUAUGGAAAAGUGGCUUGGAGAGAGAUUUCUGAUUGAAAUGUCCAGUGUUGACAAAUUAACUGAGGUUGCUCGCAACCACAUUGAAACAUCUACCAGAAUCCAAUAUGAACUUGUUCUGGAAGGGACCGAGUUUUACAUUAAUGGGGAUAUCAAAGUAUUUCCGGAUGCAGUCCCUCCGCCUCGUCCUCCAUCUGUGGAAUCUCCUACAGUUGACACUCUGACUAUUUCACAGCUUAGCACGCUUCACAAGCAGUUUCUGAAGGUGGCACCUAAAGGUUUAAUGCUAAGCAAAACAUUCACUGACAUUGUUUUUGACUUGGUCACAUUGAACCUUGGCUCAAACAGCCUUCCAGAUGCCUGGGCGCACCUCUCCAUUUAUGAUUUACAAAGCCUGGCAUCACUACUGACUGUGGAUGUGGACACAGUGGACUGGCGCCGAUUCUUAAUAGCUGCUGCCCAGCCUUGGCCACUGCCUUCUGUGAAAGAGCUGCUUGAAACACUGCAGAGAUUCCAGGCUGUGGAUGAAGGAGGAACUGGAUUUGUUACAGAGGAAGAGUACAAUCAGGCUGGUCUUUGGUUUUGCAGUGGAAGUGUAAUAAUUCCAGACAGUCCUGUAGAGCCAUUACCAUUUAACCGCCAGGAGCAUCUUCUAAAAUUUUUCUUCACUUUGUUUGCCGAUCCUGAAAAAGACCCUCCGCAGCUGAACUACGUGGAUAUGCUCCUUUAUUUUGCAUCCCACCCGGAUUCUGUUGAUGGAGUCUACCGGGCCCUCAGUGUCGCAACAGAAACAAACAUCCAAAGGGAAAAAGACAAAUUCCCUAAUAUUCCUCGUGUGUUCACUCCUUCUGCUGAACGGCUGAUCACGGCUUCUUCCCAUGAUGAGCCAGAGGAGGAGGAGGCUGGUGAAGAAGGUGAAGAGGAGGAAGAAGACAAAGAGAAAGAGGAUGAGGCUCAUUCUUUCGCCAAGGAAGGAGAAAUAUCUCUAGAUACUCUGCUUAGAGUGUUCAAGUAUGAAACAAACAAAGCUGCUGACAACCACAGAUUCAGUAACUAUCUGAUGCCAAAGGACAAUUAUGAGAACUUCAUUAAGGUAUACAAGGAUCUUGGCUCUGAAGAUCUGCAGCCGAUCAAAGUAUCACUCCUCUUGAAACAUCCCUUCAUUCAAGAGUUAGUUAAGAGCUGCCAGGUGUACAAACUUCAUACAAUUUACGGGACAGAUGGAAAACUCCCUUGGGUCAGGGUCAGCCAUAUGGUUGGGUUGAGCAAAUGGAGCGCAUUGAUGGUUGUACUUAAAGGGUUGAAAUGAUAGCAUUUGCUUCACAAAUAUCAACUUUUAAAGUGGGAACCAGCAAAGGAUACAAAAUUCAUUCUUCAGAGAGCUGAUCAAACACAGCCACCUAAUGGAGAUAAUACUCUUUCCGAAAAAAGUUAAAAUAAGGGGACUGGGUGGAGCUCUGGAAACUUCUUCGUUGCAAAAGAAAUGUUUCUCAAAUGCAGUUCUGAAUGUUGUAAUUAAUUCUUUCUUGUUUGCAUUAUUGAGUUGUUCAAUUAGUUAUAUUUUGAAUUCACUGUUUUAAAAUAAAA